Messenger RNA from Branchiostoma belcheri (Belcher's lancelet), 1717 nucleotides. RefSeq names its product zinc finger protein 431-like. The transcript is spliced from 2 exons. Bases 1 to 1182 code for a protein of 393 amino acids. The record is from RefSeq and is a predicted model, not a curated record. Lineage: Eukaryota; Metazoa; Chordata; Leptocardii; Amphioxiformes; Branchiostomatidae.
AUGCAGACUUCGUAUCCAGGUAUAGCCACAAAGAGCGGUAUACAACAAGCCACACAGAACAGUAUAAAAAAAGCCACACAGAGCGAUAUACAACAAGCCACACAGAGCGAUAUACAACAAGCCACACAGAGCGGUAUACAACAAGCCACGCAGAACAGUAUACAACAAGCCACGCAGAACAGUAUACAACAAGCCACGCAGAGCGGUAUACAACAAGCCACACAGAGCGGUAUACAACAAGCCACGCAGAGCGGUAUACAACAAGCCAUACAGAACGGUAUACAACAAGCCACACAGAACGGUAUACAACAAGCCACUCAGGUACAGAACGGUACCCAGCAAACCACGCAUGUUCAGAGCGCUAUACAGCAAGCCAAAAGGACAGUAGCAAAGCUUUACAAGUGCCGCUAUGACCAGUGCGACUACUCUAGCGACAAUCUGCGGUACUACGAGAGCCACGUCGCCAACAAACAUACGAGAGAAAAGCGAUUUGCUUGCGGCACGUGUGGCUGCAAGUUUGUUCGGAGAGACCGCAUGGAACUACACGAACUCAUUCACUCUGCGUACCGCCCGAGGCCGCACAAGUGUCCCCACUGCGACUAUGCCGCGAUGGACAAGGGCGCCUUAAAAAGCCACAUCGCUAGCAGACACACGGACGACAAACCGUAUGUGUGUGAAGAGUGCGGCUACAGAUCAAUUACAAAAUAUCGUCUAGAUGUACACAUGAGGAUUCACACGGGUGAGAAACCGUUCGCAUGUCCUGAGUGCGAGUUCAGGGCUAGAAAGAAGUCUAAGUUGCAGUCUCACAUGCGGACACACACCGGGGAGAAACCUUAUGUCUGUGAGGAGUGUGGGUACAAGUCAGCACACAGGAAAGGUUUACAAAUGCACAUCAUGACCCAUACCGGUGAGAAGCCGUUCAAAUGUACCCAUUGCGACUACAGUUGUAGAACACAGUCCGCCUUGAAGAAACACGAGGGCGCCGUACACACAGGCGACAAGCGGUACCUGUGUGACCAGUGCGGCUACAGGACAUCCAACCUGUCCAACAUGGCCAAACACAAGAUGACUCACAGCGGAGAAAAACCGUACAAGUGUGACUAUGAACAUUGUGGAUACAGCUCCAAUAACCAUUCCAACCUCAAAACACACAUGAAAACACAUGCUCCAGACCGGAGCUAAAGGGACUGCAGUCUGUAGCUGUUUUAAGAGCUUUAGGCUUGUUGUAUUACCGUUUGUAAACCUGCUAAUGAUGAUGAUUACCGUUUUAUAGUAUACGAUAGGAAUGCAGGUGUUCAAAUGGGAAAAGUACAAAAAAUAUCUCAUUAAUUCUUAAAUCAAAGUGGUAGACACUGAAAACGUAUACUUUUAAGUACUGAAAACGUAUACUUUUAAGUACCAACAUAAUUUAACAAAAUUUCAAAGAAGACUACAAGUAAAUUCAUCUCAGCAUGAUGUUGAAGUAUUGCCAUAUCUACUUAGAAUAUUUAAAAUGGGGCAUACGAUGAUUUAAUAAGUGUACUUUUCUACUAAUCCCUCCAAAAAUUGUAAUGCAUAGACGGUUGCGAAUAGAUUGAUAUUAAUAUUAAUGAAACUACCCAUUCCUUACAAUAGAUAUGCUUGUAAUUUUUUUAGACCGACUAAUGUGAGGUAAUGUUUCUGCAUAAGUAACAAAACUCAUUGUUCAAGGAGUUAAAAUGUAUGUAGCAAGAACCAU